AUGUUUCGUAAUAAAUAUCAAAAAGGACCUUUAUCUAUUUUAUACAGUUGUGGAAAAUCGCCACUCGAACUGUGGGAUAUGCAUGUAAGAAAUGGAUUUAUCAGAAGAGUUAUGGAUAACGAAAUAAAUUCACUGGUAUUAGAAAUCGCAGGGACAAAUGUAUCAACUGCGUAUAUAUUUACUCCAAAAAAUCAAUCAGCCUCUUUAGGAAUAACGCUUCCAUUUAUUGUAAUAAUUAUGAAGAAUAUGAAAAAAUAUUUUACAAUGGAAAUAACAAUUUUAGAUGAAGAUGGCAUGCACAGAAGAUUAAAACUGAGUAAUUUUCAAAGUAAAACCAAAAUAAGACCAUUUAGCACGACAAUGCCAAUGGGAUUAGGGUGUGGGUGGAAUCAAAUUCAACUAAAUAUUGUUGAAUUAGUGAGGAUAGCCUACGGGACAAUUUACAAAGAAACAACGAGAAUGCAAAUCCAUGCCAAUUGUAGAAUUCGUCGUAUAUAUUUUGCUGAUAGAUUGUAUAUGGAGGAUGAAUUGCCAGAGGAAUAUAGAAUAUCUUUUGUGAAGGGGAAGCCAAUGAAUAAAGAAGACAAAAAGGAACGUGGGAGCAUAAAUUCAAGGACUUCAGUAAAUCGAUCGUCGAAUCUGUCACAAGCUUCUCAGGAAGGGUCUUCGUUUAUUGGGUCAAAUGAAUCAAUGGAAGAAAACCCACGGUUGGAAAUUCGACUUCCUGUUACGGAGUAUGACGAAGAUAUGAGCGAGCAAACUAAUCAGGAUGAGGAAAUUAAUGAAGAAUUAACGGAGACGGAAUUAAGUGAAGCUGGGUUUGAAGAUAAAAUAGAGGAAGUAGAAAUGGAUAAAGAUGAAAUUGAAGAAGUAUUAGAUCAAGGGAAAAAAGAAACUGAUCAGGCGGAAGUGGAUCAAGAGAAAGAAGAAACUGAUCAGGUCGAAGUGAAUCAAAAAUUAGAUCAAGAGAAAGAAGAAACUGAUCAGGUGGAAGUGGAUAAAAAAUUAGAAGAAAUAGAUCCGAGGAAAGAAAUGGAUCAAAGAUUAGAAGAAAUAGAUCCGAGUAAAGAAAUAGAUCAAAGAUUCGAAGAAAUAGAUCGAGAAGAAAAUAAAAUAGAUAAAGAAGAAACUGCCCGAAAAGAAAAUUUGAAUGAAGAGAAAGAUGAUUCAAAAGAAGAAAAGGAAGAGAUGAAUGAACAGAUGGAUGAAAAUAAAUCAAUGAGAAAAACAGAAUCAAGUGAAGAAGAAAAAAAAUCCGAUGAAGAAGAAGAGGAAGAAAAAAAACGAUCAAGUGAAUCAGAAAAUGAAAAUGAAUUUGAAAAGUUGGAUAAAAAUGAAUUAAAUAAAAAUUAUGAAUAUCAACAAACGUAUUAAUAAAAACUGAAGUUUAUAUUAUAAAUUUUAUUAUUUAUUCCUUAACAUUACAAAUAUAUAUAUAUAAGUAUUAUCUUUAAUAGAACAAAGAAUACUUUUAAAAAAUGUAACCAAACCCUGUUUAUGAUGUACAUUUUUUACAUUAUUUAUUUAAUUAUA
Molecule: messenger RNA, 1533 nt
Organism: Microplitis mediator
Lineage: Eukaryota; Metazoa; Arthropoda; Insecta; Hymenoptera; Braconidae
Product: myb-like protein X
Exons: 4
Coding region: 1-1374 (457 amino acids)
Biological process (GO): cilium assembly; positive regulation of cell motility; regulation of cilium beat frequency involved in ciliary motility
Cellular component (GO): motile cilium; ciliary basal body
Source: RefSeq, a predicted model, not a curated record